Molecule: messenger RNA, 741 nt
Organism: Besnoitia besnoiti
Lineage: Eukaryota; Apicomplexa; Conoidasida; Eucoccidiorida; Sarcocystidae
Product: ribosomal protein RPL7
Exons: 4
Coding region: 1-741 (246 amino acids)
Biological process (GO): maturation of LSU-rRNA from tricistronic rRNA transcript (SSU-rRNA, 5.8S rRNA, LSU-rRNA)
Cellular component (GO): cytosolic large ribosomal subunit
Molecular function (GO): structural constituent of ribosome; RNA binding
Source: RefSeq, a predicted model, not a curated record
AUGGAGGGCGCGCCCGUUGCCGAGCGGACCAAGGUCAAGAUCGCCCGCGACGAGAAGCUCCUCGAGAAGAUGAAGAAGGCGAAGGAAGUCCGAGUGAAGAAGCUGCGCGAACAGCGCCAUGCGCUCAAGCUGAGGACCUACAAGUAUGUCAGCGAAUAUAGGAAGGAGAAGGAGAACCUCAUCAAGCUGAAGCGCGAGGCCAAGGCACAGGGUGGCUUCUACAAGGAGCCCGAGGCGAAGGUCAUCCUCGCGACCCGCAUCAAGGGUAUCAACAAGCUGGCGCCGAAGCCCAAGAUGAUUCUUCGUCUGUUCCGUCUUCGCCAGCUCCACAACGCCGUCUUCAUCAAAGUGAACAAGGCCACCAUCGAAAUGCUGAAGGCUGUCCAGCCCUUCAUCACCUACGGCUACCCGUCUCUUAAGACCAUCCGCCAGCUCGUCUACAAGCGCGGCUACGCGAAGGUCGGGAAGCCCGGCGCUCACUCGCGCGUGCGCCUCCAGUGUAACGACAUCAUCUCGGAAAACCUGGGCAAGUACGGCAUCCACGGCAUUGAGGACCUCGUCCACGAAAUCUACACGUGCGGUCCGUACUUCAAGCAGGCGAACAACUUCCUGUGGCCAUUCAAGCUCAGCUCGCCUCGCAAGGGCUUCACCAGCAAGCGCCACGGCUACAACGAGCCGCGCAAGGGUGACUGGGGCAACAGAGAGGAAAUGAUCAACGAGUUGGUGCAGCGCAUGAUCUAA